Messenger RNA from Strongylocentrotus purpuratus (purple sea urchin), 1755 nucleotides. RefSeq lists its product as uncharacterized. Bases 151 to 1755 code for a protein of 534 amino acids. The transcript is spliced from 2 exons. The record is from RefSeq and is a predicted model, not a curated record. Lineage: Eukaryota; Metazoa; Echinodermata; Echinoidea; Camarodonta; Strongylocentrotidae.
CCAUCUUGAUUUGCACAAAGUGCGUGCAAAUCACCACUACAUUAUCGAAUUUUUCUUCUUUGGGCGAAGUUAAAACAUCAAAAGACAGCCAAUCGAGGAGGUAAACUAUCUUUAGGAUUUCAAAAUACGAAGGUCGAUUUUCUGAUAAAGAUGGCGGCUAACUUCAGCUCUUCAGAAGACAUCUGUGAAGGAGAGAACUGUGAGCAGUCUUGUGAGCAACAGGAUAUAGAGGGCGUGAUCAUGAAAAGCAGAGCGAGUCUAAACACUUUGAGAGAAAUGGCAACGGACAAACUACAGCUUUGUCGAAAUUAUGGAGAUCAGAUUCAAGGGUGUAGGAUAUACACCGACAACCUUCUGCAUGCUUUGAAAAAUGAAGUUGAUUCGGUAAUCAAUGAGGCGAUCCAAACAGACGAAGACAGAGAGAAGGAGGACGCAGCAAAAAUCAACCAGGAAAUUGAUGAGAAGAAUCAAAAUCUUGAAGAGGAGAUUCAAAAGAUCAAAGAAGAGAUCGGAAAGAACGAUGAGGAGAGAGAGAAUCGACUUGAACUGAACCGUAAAAAUGCAGAGAAAAGACGAAAACCCAUCGACGAAAAACAGCAUAGCCUUCAAACAGACAUUCAAAACAUCGCUAAAGAAAAAGAGAAAAAGAUAGCGGAAAUUGAGAAAACAUGGCAAAAUGACAUGAAAACAACAAAGAAUACAGAACAGACACUUGACACAGUUCUCGAAGAUGAUAAUAAUUUUGUCAAAGAUGGGCAUCUUGUUAAGACAUCAGUGAUUGAUGAAUUAAAAAAGCCACUGAAUGAGGGUGAGGUGAAACAAGUCACUGAUACCAUAUCGGGUGUGAGGUUUGUGAAGGGUGCUUGGAGAGAGAAGUAUGAUGGGAGGAUUGAUGGGUAUGAUGGGGAAUGGAAGCUCAUUGAUACCAUCAAUGUCAGUGAUGAAAUCAAAUACCCGGCCAUUGCAGGAUGCAUAGAUGAAUGCAAUGUGAUCCUUACAGAUAAAGAUCCGGGUGAACAAAAUACAUACAUGUUCAAUAUGAACACUAAACACACUCAGAGAGUGAUAACCAAUGUUAUAUCAUGUGUUGUCUCUUGUGCAUUGCUGAAUGAUGACAAGGUAGUAUGCGGUAAAUACAGUCCUCGGACUGGUGGUAGUUAUACAGGGGACAGUUUGAAUGGAUUCAUCAAUGUGUAUGACAGACAAUGGGACCACAUCAAUGACGUCACAAUACCAAAAAACACACCGCGUUAUUGCACGCGGGUGGAUGUAGCUGUUGACCAGAUUGGGAUAAUCAUCGCUGCUGAGGAAGGUCAGUCCAAGAUAUACUUCAUCAACCCAGCUGAUGGUAAGAUCAUGCAUACCAUCACAUGUAAACAGGAUAUACUGAUGCGUGGUGUACUAUCUUCAGGUUAUAUCGUCGCUCAACCCUACCCACCGGAUCACAGAGUGUUCAUCAUCGACAGAAAGGGUGCUCAAAGGGAAAUCACCCAUAGUGGUCUCAUUCUGAAUACCUGCAUCGAUCCCAUGACAGACGACCUCUACGUCGUGACAUCAGAUGAUGAGUGCAAGACGUGUGUGAUUGAUCAGGUGAUGAGUGGGGGUGACAUGGAUAAGAGUAGAGUAGCAUCAUUCCCUCUAUCAAGUAGAUGGACUCUCAUUGUAUCAUCUCGCGUGGUGAUGACGUCAUCAGGGAAUAUGAUUGCUUGCGAUGGAGACAACAUUCUCGUAUUCAAAAAGUUAUUGAGCCUAUAG